GCCUCCCCACAGAGAGAAGAUGAAGGAACCGCGGGACCCUGCAGACCCAACCCAGCAGCAUCCUGAGCAGGGCUCAGGCGUGCCGCGGGGAGGGGAACUACAGAUUGGGCUCCUCAGAGCCACUGUCCCCGGAACCAAGCUCUCCCUGGGUUCCUCUCCAAAUGACCACACGGGGUCAUACACCACUGUAUUGGCCGGGGGGGGGGGCAGCGUUGCAACGCGGCGGGGGGGGCGGGGGAUGGACCGGGACACAGAACGAACCAACCGGCAGAAGGGGAUGACACCCCACUGCAAGGGACGGCGACUACCGGCGCGGCCGCAAAAGAAGCAGGAGAAGGAGAGGGGUUGGCAAUGGGAACGGGUCUUCCCGCGGCUCAUUGACACUGCCCCCUCCGCCUCCAACCUGGUUUUUUUUGGGGGCCACGGAGGCCCGCCGCCGCACCACGAAGACGUUUACCCACUAGAAAAACAUCAGAAUAAGCCCUCUACUGUCCUCCAAGGAUGA
Messenger RNA from Blastomyces dermatitidis ER-3, 505 nucleotides. RefSeq lists its product as uncharacterized. Lineage: Eukaryota; Fungi; Ascomycota; Eurotiomycetes; Onygenales; Ajellomycetaceae. The coding region runs from base 20 to 505 and encodes 161 amino acids. The record is from RefSeq and is a predicted model, not a curated record. The transcript has a single exon.